CGUGGUUCGCGUACCCCUGCCCCCUCCGGCACCGCCCCGGGCGGGAAGAUGGCGGCGGCGGCGGCGCGGGUGGGCCGGAGUGCGGUCCUGGGGCUGCUGCGGCGGUGCGGCGGGUCCUGGGGCACCGGCCCGGCCCGGGGGUACUCGGGGGAGGCUGAGCGCAGCUGGUUCCGCUCCCUCUUCGUGCACAAGGUGGACCCCCGCAAGGAUGCCCACUCCAACCUCCUCUCCAAGAAGGAGACCAGCAGCCUCUACAAGAUCCAGUUUCACAAUGUGAAGCCUGAGUACCUGGAUGCCUACAACAGCCUGACGGAAGAGGUGCUGCCCAAGCUCCACUCAGAUGCCGACUACCCCUGUGACUUGGUGGGCAACUGGAACACGUGGUAUGGUGAGCAGGACCAGGCAGUGCACCUCUGGCGCUUCUUGGGCGGGUACCCAGCCCUCACUGAAUGCAUGAACAAGCUGAAGCAGAACAAGGAGUACCUCGAAUUCCGCAAGGAGAGGAGUCGGAUGCUGCUGUCCCGCAGGAACCAGCUGCUCCUGGAGUUCAGCUUCUGGAAUGAGCCCCUACCCCGCCAGGGACCCAACAUCUACGAGCUGAGGACCUACAAGUUGAAGCCUGGGACCAUGAUUGAAUGGGGCAACAACUGGGCUCGGGCCAUUAAGUACCGGCAGGAGAACCAGGAGGCAGUCGGCGGGUUCUUCUCCCAGAUCGGGGAGCUGUAUGUCGUGCAUCACCUCUGGGCCUACAAGGACCUGCAGUCCCGAGAGGAGACGAGGAAUGCGGCCUGGAGGAAGAGGGGCUGGGACGAGAAUGUGUACUACACAGUCCCGCUGAUCCGCAACAUGGAGUCACGGAUAAUGAUUCCCCUGAAGAUCUCCCCCCUGCAGUGAGCGGGGGGGUCUGUGCUGCACACCGAGUGGCUUGUUUCCCGCCUGGCUCUCUGCCGGGGGAGAGCUGUGGGGGGUCUCUGCUCCCCUGCAGCUCCUGGCUCUCCUUCUCCCCGCCCCCAGCCCCUUUUUGGGGUGCCCUGGGAAGGGUGGGCAUGGGGGGAGGGGUGGGAGCUCCCUGGGGCAGCACUGCCUGUGGGAUGUGGGGAUGUGGGGGGCGUCUUAAUUACUCCUCACGGGCCCCGUGGGUGCCUUUCUCGCUGGGACCCUGCCCCACUGCAGCAUGUCGACAAUUAAAUAUUUAAUAAACCAA
This is a messenger RNA of Phalacrocorax carbo (great cormorant), 1204 nucleotides long. Lineage: Eukaryota; Metazoa; Chordata; Aves; Suliformes; Phalacrocoracidae. The record is from RefSeq and is a predicted model, not a curated record.